Molecule: messenger RNA, 2785 nt
Organism: Gopherus flavomarginatus (Mexican gopher tortoise)
Lineage: Eukaryota; Metazoa; Chordata; Testudines; Testudinidae
Gene: ICA1L
Product: islet cell autoantigen 1 like
Exons: 12
Coding region: 1-1665 (554 amino acids)
Biological process (GO): regulation of transport
Cellular component (GO): Golgi apparatus
Molecular function (GO): protein domain specific binding
Source: RefSeq, a predicted model, not a curated record
AUGCCCCCCGUUCCCUACCAGCCGGUGUCAGUCCGGCGGGGCGGGGCGGGGCAGGACAGCCCCCAGCCGCCACCUGAACCGCCCCGCCCUGACAGACAGUCUCUACCGGUCUCGAGUGCUCGGAGGCGGGGCUGCUCGCCUGGUCCCAGGGACGCUCCACAGCCGGCACCCGGUCCAGGGCGGCCCGCGGCUCCCCCUACAACGCUGGGUGGGGGCCAACGGGCCGGAACCGUCAGCGGCCCCGGCUGCUUUGGGGACUCCUGGCACUGGCCCCCGCAGGCUGCAUGGCGUCACUCCAAGGAUACCCAUGGAAAAUAUAGGUCAGAAGACCAAUCUGUAGUCAGCAGAAUGCAGAAGAAAUACUGGAAAACAAAGCAAGUCCUAAUCAAAGUUACAGGAAAGAAAGAAGACGAGCAUGUGGUUGCAUCUGAUGCAGAGCUGGAUGCCAAACUAGAGGUUUUUCACUCCAUUCAGACAAGCUGUAUAGAUCUUCUAAAGACAAUUGAGAAAUACCAGCAGACACUCAAUGUUAUGUCUGAGGACGAAAAUGAGCUAGGGCUCCUUUUAAAGGUUCAAGGAGUGCAAGAUGCUACUGAAGCUGGCAAAAUGAUGGAAGCCACUGGAAAGAUCCUCUGUUCUUCUGCUCAACAAAGGGUAGCCCUUUGUACCACCUUGUCUCGCUUUGGGCAGGAACUGGCAACAUUCAGUCACAAGGCUGUGUCUGAUACCUUGUUAACUAUUGAUCGUAUGGAGCAGGCCCGCAUAGAAUACAGAGGGGCCUUGCUGUGGAUGAAGGAUGUGUCCCAAGAACUGGAUCCUGACACCUGCAAGCAAAUGGAGAAAUUCAGAAAAGUGCAGAUGCAAGUGAAAAACACCAAAGCCCAGUUUGACAAGUUGAAAAUGGAUGUCUGUCAGAAGGUUGAUCUACUUGGAGCUAGUCGCUGCAAUAUGUUGUCGCAUUCCCUUGCUAUCUAUCAGAUAACCUUUUUGCACUUCUGCAAGAAGACAGCAGGACUGAUGUCCAAAAUCCAUGAGGAGUUCAUAGGUGUCCACCCAUAUCACUCUGUUUCACUUGAGCAACCACAGGAGCCUUCCCUAAACAAUCCCACUGAAGAACAUAAAGAGAAGAUAGAGAAAGACACCAUCAGUACAAACCUUGAUAAGUUAAUUUUGUUGGAUGAGGAACCUUCUAUCAAUUUGGAAAGUGAAGCAGUUUCCAGCAAUCUGCUGGUAGAUUAUUUGGAAGGAGAAGAUUGUGAGAAAGAGCUGUCAUUCUUGGAUAACAUACUGAGUCCCUGUUCAAGUGCUGGAGAGAUCGUCCAGGAAUGUCAAAAUGUGCUUCGGAGUCCUCAUACCAGUCUCCUUUCACAGAAUCCUGCUACAGAGUCAGAACCUCUGCCUAGUUCAUCUGGAUUCCUACCUUCACAACUCCUUGACCUUGGCCUUCAUGCUGCUGGAAGCUUCAGUUGGACAUCUCAGUCAGAAUCUGUGUGGUCUCUUACGCACCAGCCCUUCCCUUCACACAGCACUCCAAAGACACCACCGCCCUCUUUGGAGAGCAGUAAUCAAGAUAUGUCAGCCUGGUUCAGUCUGUUUGCAGAGUUGGAUCCUCUUUCAAAUCCAGAUGCCAUUGGGCGCUCAGACGAUAAACUCCUUAAUGCUUGACUACAGUUACCCAAUGGACAAGGUCUUAUCAUGUCUCACUACAGUGGCCUUAAAUAUAGAACCUUACUUCCUCUUGCUUUUCUAGAGAGGAUUUCAGAUUCUAGCCCAGACACACAACAUCGAAACUGUAAUCAUAAUGUCAGUCAGUAAAGUCCCAAACUAUAGAAAAAGCAUUAAGGGUGCUGUUGAGAGCAAUAGAGGAAAGUCACUUUAUCUUUGAUGCCUUGGUUUUAUGGCUAUUUUAGGUGUUAUAUGAAAAUAUGGCAAGCUGUUCAGGAUCAACACUGAAAAGGUUUAGUUUCAUCAAGACAAAAUUACAAGACAAGCAAAGCUAUAUCAAACUAGUUUCUUUCCUGCAUGCCCCUUUCCCCCCAGAAAAGAGUUACCUUAUGUCAAUGUGAAGAUGUUAAUUCCCAGAAAAUACUUCAGGACAGAUAGUACCUUGGCUCUUUUAGAGGACCCUCAUUAACCUUCAGGACAAUUGCACAUCUUUGGCCAGACCCUCUAAUCUGGCCAAUUUGUGCAUGAGGCAGGACUAAUGGGGAGGGAGCAGAGGUGGUUUUACAUUGUCUUUGUGACUUCCUGAUCCUGGGGGAAGGCAUGGGUAUAUUUGGCUCCCAGCACAACUUUGAACAGCCUCAAGGCUAUUCUAAAUUGCACUAAACUGCCCGUGGUUCCAAAGGCCAGAGCACAGGAGUACACUCCAGUCACAUCCACUUUUUUACAGGCUGUUCCCUCUCUGCUAGUCCAGGAAAGGCAUAGACCCAGUACACUACCUGUGAGACAGCUGAAGGGGGGAUCCCUAGGUACCUGGUUAAACUGGCUUUACAGACACUUUACAGUGACAGAGCAGCACGGAAGGCCUGUAUCACAGGCAGGACAUAGCCUAUUCAUUCAAUUAGCCUUAGACAAGAAAGCACAGGCCAAAUUCUGCCUCUGUUUGCAACUGCAGGUACUUUAGAGGGGCUGCAGAGGUAGUAAUCAUGACUGAAGUUGGCUCACAGUAAAUGCCAUUAGAGUAGCAGUUAUUCUAACAAGGAGCCAUCUUAUUCAUCAGUUACAGAAGCUGUAAAACUGUAAACCAGAUAGAGCAGUAGCAGAAUUACCCAGAUUACUCCUC